Messenger RNA from Aspergillus brunneoviolaceus CBS 621.78, 2865 nucleotides. Its product is annotated as WD40 repeat domain-containing protein. The record is from RefSeq and is a predicted model, not a curated record. The transcript is spliced from 7 exons. Gene Ontology annotation, molecular function: dynein complex binding; microtubule plus-end binding. Gene Ontology annotation, cellular component: cytoplasmic microtubule; microtubule associated complex; nuclear envelope. Lineage: Eukaryota; Fungi; Ascomycota; Eurotiomycetes; Eurotiales; Aspergillaceae. The coding region runs from base 1 to 2865 and encodes 954 amino acids. Gene Ontology annotation, biological process: microtubule organizing center organization; vesicle transport along microtubule; nuclear migration.
AUGAACAACUCAACUGCAUCUUUUACUGCCGAUAAUAUUGGACUCCAGGUCGGUCAAAAUCCUGGGCAGAUUAAUAGUCAGUUUUACUACAAUUAUUACAAUCAAUCUGAUGAUUCAAAAAUCAAAGGUGAUCCUGGUAAAGGCAAGACAAUGCUAAUUUGUGGUAUUGUUGAUGAGCUUUCAGAGAAAGCUACGCAAGACAAAAUUAAUAUUGCCUACUUCUUCUGCCAAGCCACCAACAAUCGUAUCAACAGUGCUACAGCGAUUCUACAAGGACUUAUUACUAUGCUUAGGAAGCAACAGCCUCUGCUCCAGACCCAUAUUCCUGCGAAGUUUCUUGACAACGAGAAUAGAUUUCUUGAAGAGGAAUCAUCAGAUUAUCAACAUGUGAAAUGGAUUGUCUCAAGUCGAAACUGGCCGAGUAUCGAAAAAUAUCUCGAUAAUACAACAGAAAUCAGACUUCACCUUGAGCUGAAUGAAGAUAAUCUGGCUGCCGGUGUUGACUACUUCAUCAAGAAUAAAGUAGAGGCGUUAUCAAGAAAGCAUGAAUACAGCAAAGCAACAAGAAAAGCUAUUGAGGAUCAUCUUGUACUCAAUGCAAAAGGAACAUUUCUCUGGGUAGCUUUGGUUUGCGAGCAACUGAAAGAUGUUCCCCCUGAGUACAUCCAAGCGGAACUUGCAACGUUUCCCCCGGGGCUUGGCAUGCUAUAUCAGCGAAUGUUGGCCAACAUCAAUAAGCUAAAAUAUGAUGCUAAGCACUGCACGUCUCUACUUGGGAUUGUAGCCACUGUCUACCGUCCUAUCACAUUGGAUAAGUUAUCAUGUUAUCUCAAACUACCAAACAGUUCGACAAGCGACAUAGAGUCUGAUGAUAAGUGCCUAAUCAAAUAUCUUGAAAGGAUUGCAAGAAAUUGUGGUUCUUUUCUUGCUCUUCGAGGACAUACAAUCGCACUGAUCCAUCAAUCUGCGCAGGACUUCCUUCUCAAAGAGGCCUCCCAAGAAAUUGCUCCGAAAGGUGUGCGAAAAAUACACUACUUCAUCUUCUCGAGGUCUUUACAAGCACUUCACAAAACAUUACGGCGCAAUAUUUACGAGCUCGAUGACCCUGCAAUUACAACUGAUCAGAUCACGCAGCCAGAUACAGAUCCACUACAAUCCAUACGAUACGCAUGUAUUUAUUGGGUUGAUCAUCUUAAAGACUAUACUCGAGACGAGAUACCAAGCAAAGAAACCGGUGAACAGCUCCGGGGCACAAGUUUAGAGCGCAUAUUCUUUCAUCGUAAACCUUUUCAUUUGCUUCAUAAUUUCUGUCGGUUGAAAAGCUUCUUCGAAAAAGCGAUCUUGAUACUCAUCUUUGGAAAAGAACAACUUCGAAAGAAGAUUCCAGCCGGACGAUUGAUGGCAGGACUGCAAGGCGUGACUUUACCUAUGACCAUAUACCGAACUUUCAUUCAACAUCUGGGAGCUUCUAGCCUACUAAGAGGCCUAUUCAAGACAGCCAUUUCAGUACGAAGCCUCAGAAGCCGACUCUUUCGAAGAGAAGAAAAACGCAAACAAAGUCAAAGCUUGGUGCACACUACUUUGCUUGAAGAUUUUUUCUGCCAGGACUUUCUUUACUGGUUGGAAGCUCUUACACUACUAGGUAAUCUAGCUGAAGGAGCGACAGCGAUGCUGAAACUUGAAAGAUUAAUAGAGACAAAGGAGGAAUAUGAAGUACUACAUAAGAGGAUUCGAGAUGCAUACCGCUUUAUCAUAUAUCAUAAGCCGAUGAUAGAGGAUUAUCCACUUCAAGUAUACACCUCAGCGAUAUUCUUUAGUCCUCGGAGCAGUAUCACAAGGACUCAAUUUGAGUCUGAGGAACUAAGAUGGAUGAACGCCAGGUCAAUGAUAGGCGAGAGCUGGAGUGCCUGCCUGCAGACGCUCGAGGGCCACGGUGGCUGGGUCCAGUCAGUAGUCUUCUCGCAUGACUCCAAGCUGCUAGCGUCUGCUUCCCACGAUAAUACCGUCAAGCUAUGGAACGCCGCCAGCGGCGCCUGCUUGCAGAUAUUUAAGGGCCACAGUGGCUCAGUUCACGGCGCCUCUCUGCAGACACUUAAGAACCACAGUGGCUGGAUUCAGUCAGUGGUCUUCUCGCAUGACUCUAAGCUGCUGGCGUCUGCUUCCGACGAUAAGACUAUUAGACUGUGGAUUACUGUUAGUAGUGCAUGCCUGCAGACGCUCAAGGGCCACGGUAGCUGGGUCCAGUCAGUAGUCUUCUCGCAUGACUCCAAGCUGCUGGCGUCUGCUUCCCGUGACGAGACUACACUCAAGGACCACAGUAGCUUAGUCCAAUCAGUGGUUUUUUCACAUAACUCCAAGCUUCUAGCAUCUGCUUCUUACGAUAAGACAGUUAAGCUGUGGGAUGCAGCCAGCGGUACCUGCCUGCAGACACUUAAAGGCCACAGUAGCUGGGUUCAGUCAGUAGUCUUCUCGCAUAACUCUAAGCUGCUGGCGUCAGCUUCCCAUGACAAGACUGUUAAGCUGUGGAAUGCCGUUAGUGGUGCAUGCCUGCAGACGCUCAAGGGACACAGUGGCUGGGUUCAGUCAGUGGACUUCUCGCAUGAUUCCAAGCUGCUGGCGUCUGCUUCCCGCGACGAGACCGCACUCGAGGGCCACAGUGGCUCGGUUCAGUCAGUGGUCAUCUCGCAUAACUUUAAGCUGCUGGCGUCCGCUUCCCGCGAUAACACUGUUAAGCUGUGGGACGCCGCCAGCGGUGCCUGCCUGCAGACGCUUAAGGGCCAUAAUGGCUGGGUCCAGUCAGUGGUCUUCUCGCAUAAAUCCAAGCUGCUGGCGUCUACUUCCUAUGAUAAAACUGUUAAGCUGUAG